AUGGUGUGCCCAUGGGGGGCAUCGCGGGUGGAGCUGCGCGACCUCUUCGAGGCAGCCGUGCCGGGCGUGGUGGUAAAGGUGGCCCUCAUGAAGCAGUUCGCCUUCAUCCACCUGCGCGACGAGGCAGCGGCCGAGCGCACCAUCCAGAAGCUCAAUCGGCACCUCUUGCACUGCCACCGCGUGGUCGUGGAGUUCUCCUGCCUGAGGCCCACUCACACCGUCAAGACCUUUGUGGGCAACGUCUCGGCCACCUGCACCAGCAGCGAGUUGCGUGUCCUCUUCCAGGAGUCCGGGCCCGUCAUCGAGUGCCACAUCGUGAAAGGAGUGGGAGAGGCGAGCUUGUGGCUUAGAAAUCUACUCUGUACAUGCUCAGAGGUGUUGUUACGUUCUCCACUCCUGGCUGCGAUCCCAGCAAUUGAAAUCAACUCAGCUUUAAGGAGCCCCAGUUUGACUAGCCGUCCCGCCGUGGCUGGUUUUCUCUUCACAUUACGCCAGCUCUCCUUUAGAUUAGAAGAAUUUCCUCAAGGGGUCCUGAACCCCUGCAGCCUGUCCAGUAGCUUCCGGAAGAGCUGUGAAGACUCAGGGGAAAAUGGCCAGAAUGAGUCCGGCAAAGAACAGCCAAGACAUAGGCCAAAUGGACUUUGA
This is a messenger RNA of Crotalus tigris (Tiger rattlesnake), 645 nucleotides long. RefSeq lists its product as uncharacterized. Gene Ontology annotation, molecular function: mRNA binding. Gene Ontology annotation, cellular component: nuclear speck. NCBI's taxonomy places the organism in Eukaryota, Metazoa, Chordata, Lepidosauria, Squamata, Viperidae. The transcript is spliced from 2 exons. The coding region runs from base 1 to 645 and encodes 214 amino acids. Gene Ontology annotation, biological process: mRNA splicing, via spliceosome. The record is from RefSeq and is a predicted model, not a curated record.